Molecule: messenger RNA, 712 nt
Organism: Acaulospora colombiana
Lineage: Eukaryota; Fungi; Glomeromycota; Glomeromycetes; Diversisporales; Acaulosporaceae
Source: the annotation of a GenBank genome assembly
UCGACUGAACCACUCUUUAUCGACCUACUACAGCACCCUCCGAAUGGAUCCAGUCCUAUAUGUCCCAACACAUAAGCAACAGCACUGGGUAGACGAAUCACGACCUACAAUUCUCCUGGGAGGUCAUUUGGACUCAACAUCCCCAUUAGCUUACUUCCGUGCUCCUGGUGCAGACGAUGAUGCUUCUGGUACCGCGGUCAUGUUACACGUGAUGAACAUUCUCUCCAAGAGUGGAUGGAUUGAGAAGAACGCACAAUACCCAAUCGAGGGUCAUGCUUACGCUGGAGAAGAAGGUGGACUCCUUGGUUCUCAAAAGAUGGCCCGAGCGUUCAAGUCUGCGGAUCGAUCUGUCCGUGGAAUUCUCAACCUAGAGAUGGUUGGAUGGCAACCAGAGUAUCAAGGGAGCAGUACCAUAACCGUACUCGACGAUCCAAAUGCCGGAAUGCAUGACUAUAUGCUGAAAGUCAUCAAAGAGUAUAUUCCCAGUGCAGACGUUAGAAGCACUACUUGUGGCUAUGGAUGUUCAGAUCACUACUCCUGGUCAUCGUUGGGCUACCCAGUAGUGUGCCUGGCAUCAUAUGGCCCGAAUGAUGAAAACCUCAACCCCAAUUAUCAUUCUACUAGCGAUACUGUUGACAAGCUCAACUUUGAGAGGAUGGCAGAUUUUGCGAGGGCAGCGUUAGCCUGGGUCAUUCAAGUUGGGAGCGAUUAA